Molecule: messenger RNA, 1386 nt
Organism: Coregonus sp. 'balchen'
Lineage: Eukaryota; Metazoa; Chordata; Actinopteri; Salmoniformes; Salmonidae
Source: the annotation of a GenBank genome assembly
AUGAGACCAACGUUGAGGAAGGUGGUCUUGAUUGCGCUGUUGGACCGGGACCAUCCCCGCCGAAAGCGCAGGUCUGUGUGGGUGCAGGGAUGGUUGAAGUUCUGAAAGCAUGCAUGGGAGUUCCACCGUGUCAUUCAAAAUCUUUGACUGUUUGGAGAGGAAUUCCGAGGCUACUUUCGUCUGGACUGAAGCCAGUUCGAUCACAUGCUCCAGAUGGUUGGAGCCAGGAUCGCCAGGAUGGAUACCAACUACUGGGAGUCUAUCAGCCCAGUUGAAUGCCUGGCAAUUUGUCUCCGGUAAGCAAAAUUCAAGUGCAUUUUUAAAGCCUUUGAUACCAUAAUUGAUUGAUAUUAGAUAUAUUUUAUGUAAAACCGAGCUAGCUAACGGGCUCUCUAGUAAAUAGACCCUAUGUGACAUCAGAUGUACUUUUACAGAAUGUUCAUUAGGCCUAUUACUUUUCCCAAAGUUGGUUUAAAAUAGGUUUUAGAUCAUGUACACUCUUAGAAAAAAUGGUUCCAAAAGGGUUCUUCGGCUCUCCCCAUAGGAUAACCCUUUUUGGUUCCAGGUAGAACUAUUUUGGGUUCAAUGUAGAACCCUUUGGGGAAAAAGUUCUACAUGGAAGCCAAUAGGGUUCUAAUUGGAACCGAAAACUGUUAUUCAAAGGGUUCUCCUAUGGGGACAGCCGGAGAACACUUUUAGGUUCUAGAUAGCACCUUUUUUUCUCAGAGUGUAGAGUUGGCCUGGGCUACAGUUGAUUGGUACAGUCAUAGACUGAAUUGUACGGUUACAAGGCAUUGUUAAUGAUGGUUGAUGAGUAUUGCAAUAUAAUUAGUAGAGCAUAAUAAACAAUAGUGAGGUAGCUAUAUGAGUAGAUAGAAUAUGUGGGUGGAAUUCAAGUUACACAAUAUUGAUACUUAUUUUGAAUUAUAUUUCAGAUUCCUGACGACAGGGGACUCCAACAGGAACAUCGGAUUCAGCUUCCGAGUUGGACGGUCCACAGUGGCAGGCAUUGUCCCCUCUGUGGCACAAGCCAUUUGGGACUGCCUGGUCGGCGAAUACAUGCCUGUCCCCAAGGAGGAAGACUGGAGGGCCAUCGCUGCUGAGUUCCUGGAGAGGUUGGAUUUCCCCAACUGUCUUGGCUCCAUUGACGGGAAACAUGUAGUAAUCUAGGCUCCACCGAGCUCGGGUUCGCAAUUCUACAACUACAAGGGUACAUAUUCCGUUGUACUCUUGGCUGUUGUAGAUGCCAACUACUGUUUCCGUGUCAUCGAUGUUGGUGCUUACAGCAAGGGAAGUGAUGGCGGGACCCUCCGGGACUCUGCCUUUCACCAGGCACUUCAGGAUGGCACUCUGGAGAUUCCGGCAGUGACGAGGCCUUCCCUUUGA